AGCAGGCUCGUUCGGGGCGCUCGCUGGGCGGCCAUGGCGGCGCGGGAGCCGGGGCCGGGGCGGCUGCAGCGGCCCGCGCUGGCGCUGCUGGCGCUGGCCCUGUGCGCUCCCGGGGUGCGCGGCGGGGCGCUCGAGUGGUACUCGGCCGUGGUGGGCGUCGAGUACGUGGACCCGCAGUCGAACCUGACGGUGCGGAGCGUGUCCGAGAGCGGCCGCUUCGGCGACAGCUCGCCCAGGGAGGACAGGCAGGGCCCGGUGGGCAUCCCGCGCGCGGCCGGGGAAGAGGAGGGCUGCGCGCCCGACACGCGCUUCGCGGCGCCCGGCGGCCUCGGCGCCGAGCCCUGGGUCGCGCUGGUGGCGCGAGGCGGCUGCACCUUCAAGGACAAGGUGCUGGCGGCGGCGCGCAAGAACGCCUCGGCCGUGGUGGUGUACAACCAGGAGCGCUACGGCAACGCCACCGAGCCCAUGUCGCACGCGGGAACAGGAAAUACAGUUGUCAUUAUGAUUAGCUAUCCAAAAGGACGAGAAAUUUUUGAUCUGGUGCAAAAAGGAAUUCCAGUAAAGAUGACCAUAGGGAUUGGUACCCGCCAUAUGCAGGAAUUCAUCAGCGGUCAGUCUGUGGUGUUUGUGGCCAUUGCCUUCAUCACGAUGAUGAUUAUCUCGUUAGCAUGGCUGAUAUUCUAUUACAUACAGCGUUUCCUAUACACUGGCUCACAGUUUGGAAGUCAGAAUCAUAGAAAAGAAACUAAAAAAGUUAUUGGCCAGCUUCCACUACAUACCGUAAAGCAAGGAGAGAAGGGACUUGAUGUUGAUGCCGAAAACUGUGCAGUGUGUAUCGAAAACUUUAAAGGAAAGGACGUUAUCAGAAUCCUGCCGUGCAAGCAUAUUUUUCAUAGAAUAUGCAUUGACCCAUGGCUUUUGGAUCACCGAACGUGUCCAAUGUGUAAACUUGAUGUCAUCAAAGCCCUGGGAUAUUGGGGGGACCCUGAGGAUGCACAGGAGCUACCCACUCCAGAAGCUACCCCAGGAAGUGUUUCUAUUGGGAAUCUGAGUGUGACAGCCCAAGAUGAGGGCAGGGGUGCUGAAAGCAGCCUCCCAUCAUCUUCUUCCAGUGAGUCUGGGCCAAACCGCCCCUGUUUUAAAGAAGACGCAGGGGAAGACACAGCAUUGCUAGGGGCCGGCAGGAGUGACCCUCAGCGUGGAGGACCCAUCUGCUAGCACCCUCCCUGACAGACACCGACAGCCUUGGCUUGAACUACAGGACAUUUAAUUUUUUACUCUAGGGAAUAGUUUGUAUACUUGAAAACAGUGGAUAUUAUUUUACUUUACCUUUCAGAUUCAGAUUUGAUAUACAAAGGGCUGAGAUAUUUUAUUCCUAAAAAGACUUAAUUAGCCUUCAUCUAUUUAUCUACUAAAGUAUGAUGUAUAUCAUAAAUUUUGUUGCGUCAGACUGUCACAGAUGUGUGUGUGUGGGGUGUUUCUGAGUACUAGACUAGCUUCUGUGGUACUGUAAACCAAGAUUCUGUUUCUCAGGCUUCUAGACAAAGCUCACUAAGUUAUGUAGAAUUGUGUAAUAUAAUUCAGUAAUUGAUCAAAUGGACUUUCCCUGAAGCAGAGACUCUUUAGAACUUAUAAAAUGAGAAAUCUUGCCAUAGGCAGUGUUGCACACCUGUAAACCCAGCACUCAGGAGGCUUCAGCAAGAGGAUUUUGAGUUCAAGCCAAAAAGAAGGGAUUGAGGGGAGAGAGAAAUCAACUGUCUUGCACUAUAUUGUCCAUAGAGACUUUAAAACCAAGCGUACCUUUCUGUUGUUUGGAAUUGUGAAA
Messenger RNA from Phodopus roborovskii (desert hamster), 1825 nucleotides. It is a transcript of the gene Rnf149, whose product is annotated as ring finger protein 149. The record is from RefSeq and is a predicted model, not a curated record. The transcript is spliced from 7 exons. NCBI's taxonomy places the organism in Eukaryota, Metazoa, Chordata, Mammalia, Rodentia, Cricetidae. Bases 34 to 1218 code for a protein of 394 amino acids.